Teleopsis dalmanni is the source of this 5127-nucleotide messenger RNA. RefSeq lists its product as uncharacterized. Gene Ontology annotation, molecular function: nucleic acid binding. Gene Ontology annotation, biological process: DNA integration. The coding region runs from base 1 to 5127 and encodes 1708 amino acids. NCBI's taxonomy places the organism in Eukaryota, Metazoa, Arthropoda, Insecta, Diptera, Diopsidae. The record is from RefSeq and is a predicted model, not a curated record. The transcript has 2 exons.
AUGUCAUCCGGCAGCCAGAAGUCGACUGUACAAUGUGCCGUGUGCAAAAAGGUGAAGACUGGAAAGAUGGUGCAAUGCGACGCAUGUGACCAAUGGAGUCAUUUUGCAUGCGUGGGCGUAGAUGACAGCAUUGCAGACCUGCCUUGGAGUUGCGAAAAAUGCAACACGGUAAUGCAGGUUUCAGAAGCGGUUCCGAAUAAGGCACCAAGUGAGGAGGACUUGGUAAGUAAGGGCGGUUCAAUCAUGUCAAGAAACAGCAUGAGAAUCGAACUGCAGUACUUAGAAGAGCAAAGAAAAGCCGAAAUGAAAUAUAUAGAAAAGAAACGUACAAUAAUGCUGAAGUAUGUAGGCGAGGAUGAUGUUAAGGGUGAAGGCAUGAGUGAGGUAAGGACACAUAGGACGCUAGAAUGGGUGAAGAAGCAGGUUGGUAUGAACAACGAUGACAGCAAGCCAAACGAAGGUUGUGGUGUUCAGUUGGGUGGUUCAGCUGAUAGGGCGGAAGCCCAAGCAGUAUCGAAAGUUAUACCGGCGCUGAUGAUAGAACAAAUUAAUGCGCGUCAUGUCGUUCCACGAGAUUUGCCUAUAUUUACCGGAAAACCGGAAGAGUGGCCACUUUUCUACAGCAGUUUCAGCAAUUCAACACGUUUAUGCGGUUUCAGUGAAGACGAGAAUCUUUUACGAUUGCAACGUGCCCUUAAGGGUAAGGCACUUGAAUAUGUUAGCAGUAGGCUCAUGAUACCAGCAUUAGUGCCGGAAAUAAUGUCAACUCUUCAAAUGGUAUUUGGAAGACCAGAACACAUAAUCAAUAACUUAAUUACUAAAAUUCGAGCAGUGUACAUUAAUAUAAAUAAAUUGGACACAAUUGUUACGUUCGCCUUAGAGGUAAAAAAUUUGAUCGCAACUAUGGAGGCUUCAGAGUUACAUUCACCCUUAGUGAACCCGUUGCUUAUCCAAGAGCUUGUGGAAAAACUACCACCGCAGAUGCGAUUGCAGUGGGCUGUUGCAUCGCGUAAUAUCAAUGUAACACUUAAAACAUUCGGCAACUGGAUAUAUGAACUAGCAGAAGCAGCAAGUAAUGUAUCGCCCGUUUUUAGUGCUGGAGCCAGUGUAGAUAAUGAAAGGCGCAAAGCGCAACGCAUUAAUUUUCACGAAGAAGAACCUCAGGGUGCAGUAGGCGAUAAGCACAAAAUUCUAGCAUGCUUUUAUUGCAAGGAGGCACAUGCGUUGAAAAAGUGUGCAAAGUUUAGAACACUAAAAACAGACGCGAGGUGGAACGUAGUGCGUGAAAUGAGACUAUGUGGAAGAUGUCUACUGCAGCAUGAUUUUCGAACGUGCAAGAGCACCCGAGAGUGCGAUAUACACAAUUGCAACAUGAAACAUCACCCAUUGCUACAUAAACAAACAAGUUCAACUGCAAGUGGGGCAAAUGAAACGUUGGCGGUUCAUCAUCAACUAACUUCACAAGCGCUGUAUAGAAUUGUUCCAGUUACAAUAUAUGGAAAUGGUGUUACCUGCAACAUUUAUGCCUUUCUGGAUGACGGAUCUGGUCCAACGUUAAUAGAAAAAGACGUAUUAAGACAACUGCGGAUUAAAGGUGAAAUGAAAGAUCUUUGUUUACGAUGGACAGAUGGUACGGUACGCAAGGAACCUGAUUCUGAGCUGGUCAACCUGCAAGUCUCCAAAAUACGCGAAGGUAAAAGGUAUUCGUUGUGCAAUGUGCGUUCAGUAGCUAAGCUGGAGCUACCCGAGCAAUCUUUAAAUAUGACAGAACUUACCGAUAAGUAUAAACAUUUAAAGGGACUACCAGUAGAAUCGUAUCAAAACGUUAGGCCUCGAAUGAUAAACGGCCUAAGCAAUAAAGAGGUAGCUAUGCCAAUGAAGUUCAGAGAGGGAGGCAAGAAUGAGCCAGCUGCAACGAAAACUCGACUCGGUUGGACCAUAUAUGGAAUAAUUAAGCACGAACCUAAUACUAUUAGGGAAACGUUAAAUUUACACAUCUGUGAAUGCGAUGAUGAUCUAAGUUUGCAGCGUUUAGUGAAAGAUUUUGUCAGUAAUGAAAACGUUAUUGAAAGUAAGAAAAAACUAGAAAAUAUGGAGUUGGAACAACAAAGAAGUAUGCAAUCAAAAAUAAGUCGAAAUGGUGAAUACUUUGUAACAAGAUUGCUUUGGAAAUCAAAUAACAUUACUAUGCCGGAUAAUUACUUAAUGGCGUUGCGUAGACUUCAGUGCUUUGAGCGCAAGCUGCAAUCCAAUGUAACAUUGCAAAGCUGGGUAUGUGAUCACAUCGAUGACAUGAAGGCGAAAGGUUAUAAACGCCAGCUGAAACCUAACGAAGCCGAGGGGUGUUAUCCACGUAAAUGGUACCUACCGAUGUUUACAGUCAGUAAUCCGAAUAAACCACAAAAGCAAAGACUAGUGUGGGAUGCAGCUGCACAAUAUGACGGAGUCUCGUUAAAUGCGUGUUUGGAGAAAGGUCCAGAUCUGCUCACUUCGUUGGUAGAUGUUCUUGUUAAUUUCAGAAUCGGAAAAAUUGGUAGAAGUGGCGACAUUAAAGAGAUGUUUCAUCGAGUACUCGUGAAAGAAGAAGAUCAACAUUCACAACGCUUCCUGUGGAGAAAUUGUGACGAUAGCAGACCACCAGACGUUUAUUUGCUACAAGUUAUGAGUUUUGGGGCAACAUGUUCACCAUCGUUGGCACAACUGGUAAAAAAUAGUAAUGCCCGCGAAUACGAAACCGAGUUUCCGCGAGCAGUGAAAUGUAUUUUACAAAGGCAUUAUGUAGAUGACAUGCUGGAUAGCGUCGACACAGUGGAGGAAGCGAUUAAUCUAGUCAAUGAGGUUAGAAAUAUUCAUAAGAAAGCAAAUUUCCAUAUUCGCAAUUGGGUUUCAAAUUCUAACGCAGUGCUGAAAGCUAUAGUUUGGCGAAGUGGAGUUAGCUGGGAUGACGCUAUUCCUAAUGAGCUAGUUGAUGAGUGGAACAAAUGGCUGUCGCUGCUUGGCGGUGUGAAAAAUGUGAAGAUACCGAGAUGUUACUUCGCUUCGGUUAAUAAGGAUGCAGACUCCAUUGAAUUGCAUGUCUUUGUGGACGCAAGUGAGGUUGCAUAUGCAGCGGUGGUGUACCUAAGAGCGAAGAAUCGCAACAACAUAGAUGUUUCAUUGAUAUGUUCUAAAGCAAAAGUUGCACCAUUACGACCAAUAUCAAUUCCAAGACUGGAACUACUCGCGGGGGAAUUGGGAGCACGCUUAGGAAACAACAUAAAAAGGGCAAUAGAUUUGAAAGUGACCAGUAUAACGUAUUGGAGCGAUUCAAAGGCUGUUCUAUCGUGGAUAAAAUCUGACCCACGAGAUUACAAACAAUUUGUAAUGUUCCGCAUAGCAGAAAUCCAGGAGUUGUCCGAAGCAGAACAAUGGCGGUACAUUCCUACAAAAUUAAAUGUUGCGGACUUGGCUACAAAACAAACUAGUAAUCUAGACUUUACUUGGAAAAACCCUUGGUAUAAGGGACCGAAGUUCCUGUAUGAAGCAGAAACUUGUUGGCCAAAUAAUGUUGGCGUACAGAAAUAUAACGAAGAUGCUGAAAUCAGAAAGCAACGAUUGUUGGUGGCUCAUGUAGCAGAGGAGGAACCUCUCAUAGAUGUCUACCGAUUUUCAAAGUGGGAACGUUUAGUUCGAUGCAUGGCCUAUGUGAAAAGAUUUAUGUCUUUACUAUCAACUAAUGAAAUGAAAAAGAAGAAAUCUGUAAACCAAUGCUUGUCAGUUGAGGAACUGAAAUGGAGUGAAAAUUUCUUGUACCAGACAGCCCAGUUACAGGAUUACAAGAAAGAAAUGACCGCAUUAAAUAGAGACACUAAUAUUACUCUUUCUAAAAUUAGCCCUUUGCGAAAACUUUCACCAUUCAUAGAUGCACAGAAUGUUUUAAGAUUAAAAGGUAGAUUAGAUAAAGCCGUAUGCAUCGAUGAUUCAACCAAAUUCCCAAUUAUACUAUCAAGGAAAAACUACAUAACUAAGUUGAUCGUAGACUGGUAUCAUCGAAAAUGGAAACAUCUAAAUCAUGAAACGGUGGUUAACGAAAUCUUUCAGAAAUACCACAUUCCGGGACUGCGUAGACUGUUAAAGCAGGUAAGAAAUAAUUGCCAACAUUGCAAGGUUCGCGAUGCGAGUCCAAAGCCGCCGGAGAUGAGUGUGUUACCAGAAGCACGACUAUCAGCAUACUCCCGACCAUUCUCACAUGUUGGAAUAGAUUAUUUUGGCCCGUAUACUGUAACAGUAGGAAGGCGCUCAGAGAAGCGCUAUGGCGUCGUUUUUACAUGCCUUACGUGUCGAGCAGUGCAUUUGGAGAUAGCUUAUAGCCUGUCAGCCAGCUCGUGUUGUAUAGUGAUACGAAAUUUCAUAGCCCGAAGAGGAGUGCCGAAUGUCAUCUAUAGUGACAAUGGAACAAACUUAACAGCAGCUGAAAAGGAGUUACGAGAAUCAAUAAAAAACGUGGACUUCAAUGAAUUGCAAGCUGAAUUUACAAGUCCGGAAACACAAUGGGUUUUUCUUCCACCAGCUGCGCCGCACAUGGGUGGAGCGUGGGAGCGGAUGGUGCGAUCCAUAAAAACAGUGUUAGGAGCAAUAAUAAGCCCGCAAGCAAAAAUUAAUGAUGAAAAGAUGCAUAACCUGUUCUGCGAGGUAGAAUCAAUCAUAAAUAGCAGACCGCUCACUUAUUUGUCGAUUGAAACAGCAAGCGAAGAAGCGUUAACUCCGAAUCAUUUCUUGUUGGGGUCAUCUUCCGGGAACAAGCCGCCGGGGAAGUUCGAUACUAACGACGAGCACGUGAAAUCCUCCUGGAGGCAUUCGCAAUACCUUGCCGAUCGGUUCUGGAAAAAAUGGAUACAAGAGGUGCUUCCAACGAUGACAAGACGGACGAAAUGGUUUGGUAAGAUAAAACCCAUCGAAGCAGGUGAUGUCGUCAUUAUUGUUGACCCAAAUUCUCCUCGCUACACAUGGCCGAAAGGAAUUGUAAUUAGUGCCAUUAAAGCAAGGGACGGGCAGACCAGGAGCGCCAUAGUGCAGACUACUCGAGGGCAAUAUCAUAGACCUGCUGCAAAAUUAGCCGUAUUAGAUGUUCGUGGAGCGGCAGUUUAG